UUGGGCACUGGAGCCUUAAUCUGUGCAGACAGAUGCACCUUCAUGAAUUUCAAGCUAAAUCUGAAAGCAUUGACCUGAAGAUUACUGCAAUCAAGCUGAUUGUUGAGUGGAUUUGAUGCAGACGACGUACGCCAUGGAUCCACAGAGCCAAAACACAUCAUUGCAACGGCUUCAAAAUGUUGAAAAGAGAAUAGUUAGGGUAUUGGAGUUAGCUGGCAGCGUAAUGGACGAACUGGCAAACCCUAGCGGUCCAAGAAAGGAGCUUGUUAAUAGUCACUGCAGUGAAUUUAUGCAAUUGAUCAAGGACAUCCAAGUGACACUGCGAGAAGAAAUCAAAAGUGCCUGUGAGUAUCGUCCUUUUGAGAAGUGUGACUACGUUCCAAGAAUAUCUAACGAGAUCUGUUGCAAGAAACUGGAACAUGUCAUUGCACAGUUAGACGAAAUGAAGCAUACAAUUGAAGGGUAUCAUGCUGCAGUUUGAAACUCUGUAUGUUUUAGCAUUCACCACUAGGUUGCUUUUAUAGGAUUCCUGUUAUUUGAGGUUAGGAUAAUGGAUUUAGUUGGUCUGCAAGGACAUUUGAUUAUUUAUAGGAUUCCUGUUAUUUGAGGUUAGGAUAAUGGAUUUAGUUGGUCUGCAAGGACAUUUGAUUAGCUCUGAAUGUACGCUCGUGGCAAGUAGAUUUCCUAUUUGCUUCUUCAGUAAGAUUAGGAUCGACGUAAACAAAUUGUAUUACAGAGCUUUGUAUAUAUUUUUACGUUAAAAAUGCUUGGUAUGAAACACUUCCAGAAUCUGUUGUGCAA
Messenger RNA from Coffea arabica (coffee), 801 nucleotides. The record is from RefSeq and is a predicted model, not a curated record. Lineage: Eukaryota; Viridiplantae; Streptophyta; Magnoliopsida; Gentianales; Rubiaceae.